Messenger RNA from Malus domestica (apple), 551 nucleotides. RefSeq lists its product as uncharacterized. The record is from RefSeq and is a predicted model, not a curated record. NCBI's taxonomy places the organism in Eukaryota, Viridiplantae, Streptophyta, Magnoliopsida, Rosales, Rosaceae.
UAUCAGAAAAUUUGGAAUUCAAUCGGAGCAGAAGUCGCAGAUUGAGGAGAGAGAGAUGGGGCUGCUGUGUUGUUUCGAUGGAGGCAACAGUGCACAGAGAAAGGAAGAAGAAAGGGCCGCCUCCGCGGAAGCUCUCGCCAACGCUGCCCAAGCCGCCCAGAGAAGGCAAGAAGAAUUCGAAAAGUCUGCAGCAGGAAGAGCUGCGCGUGCACAGCAACAGCAACAGGCGGCUGCAAAGCAAGCUGCCAGCUCUAACAAAGGCGAACCAGUAUUAAAGUGGUCAGUGGGUUGAGGCCUAGCCUUUGGUCUGUCUCUCCGUCAACUUCCAACUUGUUUAUACAGAUUCAACAUGUUCCGUGGACUGCCAAUUCCUUUUGCGCCAAGAACAAAUACUCCAGAUCUCCAACAGACAGUUGCUGUUAUCAAUCGACAUUCACUUUGUCAUUUGUUUUGUAUAUUGAAUGUCAAGAAAAUAAUAACAGUUGUAAGUUCUUGCUUCGGUGCAUCUCUUAAUAAUUCAAUCCGGGCCAUUCAUUUUUCUGUGCAACAAA